Molecule: messenger RNA, 1060 nt
Organism: Hypomesus transpacificus
Lineage: Eukaryota; Metazoa; Chordata; Actinopteri; Osmeriformes; Osmeridae
Gene: fhl1a
Product: four and a half LIM domains 1a
Exons: 6
Coding region: 117-1007 (296 amino acids)
Biological process (GO): muscle organ development
Molecular function (GO): transmembrane transporter binding
Source: RefSeq, a predicted model, not a curated record
GGGGGGGUGUUCCUGUCUCUGGGUCUUCUGUGGAUACUACUGUCUCCUUGUUAGUUGGGCUCUGUCUUCUCAUCUGUCUUUCUAUCUAACUCUCUCUCCAUCUCCCGGACUUCACCAUGACCUACAGACACUCAGGGCCGAAGAGCUAUCUCACCUCCACAAUGACCGAACGCUUCGACUGCUACUAUUGCCGUGACAACCUGCAAGGCAAGAAAUACGUGAAGAAGGAUGAGAAACACGUGUGCACCAAGUGCUUUGACAAACUGUGUGCCAACACCUGCGCCGAGUGUCGCCGUCCCAUUGGUGUCGAUGCCAAGGAACUGCACCAUAAGAACCGCUACUGGCACGAGGACUGCUUCCGCUGUGCCAAGUGCUACAAGCCGCUAGCCAGCGAGUCCUUCAGCGCCAGGGACGAUGGCAAGAUCAUGUGUGGCAAGUGCGGCUCUCGCGAGGAUGGCAACCGGUGCCAGGGCUGCUACAAGGUGGUCAUGCCAGGAUCAAAGAAUGUGGAGUAUAAGAACAAGGUGUGGCAUGAGGAGUGUUUCACCUGCUAUGACUGCAAGAAGCCCAUCGGCACUGAGAGCUUCCUGACUAAGGGCGAUGACAUCUACUGCGCCCCCUGCCACGACAAGAAGUUUGCCAAGAAAUGCUUCCAUUGCAAGCAGGCCAUCACCUCAGGGGGUCUGAGCUACCAGGACCAGCCCUGGCACUCUGAGUGCUUUGUGUGUCGUACCUGCCGUAAGCCCCUGGCCGGGGCACGCUUCACCUCCCACGAGGAGCAUGUUUACUGUGUGGACUGCUACAAGACCUCUGUGGCCAAGAAGUGCAAUGCCUGCAAGAACCCCAUCACAGGGUUUGGCCACGGGACCAACGUGGUGAACUAUGAGGGUCACUCCUGGCAUGAGUACUGCUUCAACUGCAAGAAGUGCUCCCUCUCCCUGGCCAACAAGCGCUUCGUCAUCAACGAGGAGGACAUCUACUGCCCCGACUGUGCCAAGAAGGUGUGAGCCGCCCAGUGAGGGGCAGGUGCUCCGGUGAUCUGUUUAGUGAUAGGACAAAA